AUGCGCCAACUCACAGCAGUCAGUCCCAGGCUGCUCUCGCAUCUCAUAAGAGAGCAUGCCGGCGUCGGCGCCCGGAUCUCCGCGCCGCAAUGCGCCGCCCAGCUCCUGCGACCCCGGAGCCACAGCAUCGUCUUUCGCCUGUACUCCAGCAAACCGCCCUCGCAGCCCGCCAAGGUUGCCGACGCCGUCUCCAAGCGGCAAGCCGGCGCGGCAGCAAAGGCACAAGCCAAGGCGGCUCCUGAAAUCCCAGAGCGGCUGCUCAUCUACCACGCCGGCACCGGCCGGACCACGUUUCUGGCCAUGCUCAAGGUCACCACGCUCUUCAUCGGCGCCUUCUUCUGCUGCAUCGCCGUGCCCGGCUACAUCCAAGCCGACAAGCCCAUCGAGGAGACUGCCAAAAUUGCUCUAUGCGGCGUCGUGCCCUUUGUGUUCGUCACGUACACCACCGCGCCCUUUGUCACGCACAUGCACAUGCACCUCCCCGCGGCCGCGCGCACCUCGCGCGCCGCGCUCGAGCGCUUCGUCCGCACCGCGCUGCCCCCGAGCACGCCCGUCACCGUCACCACCAUGAGCGUCAUCGGCAAGCCGCGCUACAGCACCCUCCGGGCGGGCGACUUUGUGCCUGCGCGCCGACGCGGAGGGCUGGUCAACUACACGAGGGACACGGCCAAGGAGAAUGCGAGCCGCAGGUGGUACGAGCUGCGUGCGGUGAGCAACUUUCACGUGCCGGACGUGGCCAAGGUGAGUAAGGUGAAAAGGGGGAAUAGGAAUCUGGUGGAGCCGUGGAUUUGGGAUGUUGUCAAGGAAAAGAUUGCAAAGAGGAAUUCGCCGCCGCCGCCAGGCAGUGCGUCGUCGUAA
Messenger RNA from Akanthomyces muscarius, 858 nucleotides. RefSeq lists its product as uncharacterized. NCBI's taxonomy places the organism in Eukaryota, Fungi, Ascomycota, Sordariomycetes, Hypocreales, Cordycipitaceae. Bases 1 to 858 code for a protein of 285 amino acids. The transcript has 3 exons. The record is from RefSeq and is a predicted model, not a curated record.